GCAUAAAAUUAGGCAGGCUGUUAUGUUUGCACAUCGCCAUACAACUGUUUCAUCUCCUAGGUUACUAACAACACCAGCAAGUGUGAAGCACUGCUAAAUACGUGACUGCUGCUCUGCAGAGAAGCUGAGAGCAUACAGCAGUGACUGUGCUGUUUCAUCCUGGGAGAAAUGCACUGAACACCUACUACGGUCAACAGGAUGGACAUAAAGAGGAAGUCCAGCUUUUCCUGUGAGUGUGUUUCAAACCCAUUCAAAAUGCUUCAAAAAAAUGCUGCUGCUCCACUAAAACACAAUCCGCUGUGUAUCCUGGAUGACCAUAGUGUACAAGAGGAAUAUCCUCCACAGUGUGUCAGUGACCCAUCCACCUAUUGUACCAUAGCUGCAGGAGUUCUGACGUACAAUCGCGAGUCUGACAACCACAGGCUGAACCUAACAACCAUUCUCCCAGUGUCGCAGCCUCCAAUUGAAUUCCCAGUCAAAUGUGAGCACUGUGGGAAACAGGCCACACCUUCACUGGAUACAACAUGGAUACAGGAGCUUGAGAAAACUCCAACCUUCUGUUGUCUCCAGCGACAGCAGCUGUGUGAGACGCUGCUGAAGCAAAGAGUUUUGUUUGGGGGGAGAUGGAGGCACAGAAAUCAGACAUCAGUGAAAGACACACCAGCGAAACAGACAGACGAGGUGCUCGUGCAAGGCAGGGAGUUGAAAGAUCACAAGAAGUUUGUAAUGGACUUAUCAAGUGGGCUUGGAACACAAUCAGAACAGAGAACCUACAAGGAUUACUCUAUUAAUCUACAGGCAGCAGCGACCUUUUCCUCAUCAUCACAAGCCCUCAUUUUCCAGCUCUCUUGUGCUCCAGCAAAAGGAUUCUGGACAGUACAUUCCAGUAGCACAACUGAAAACUGCUUGAAAAUAAAGGAGGAAGAGGAGCAGGUGUCGCUCCCCUUUUGUGAUCACGAGCCAAUUCACUUUGGAAUAUGUCAUCAUCAGAAGGAGAGUGGAUUUCUACAGAAGUAUUAUUCUGAUGGUGUGAGGUUUCUUACUGUGUUCCCUGAUGGCUCUGCUGAGGUCUUUUAUCCCUCAGGCCACUUGGCUCUCAUUGUUGUGGUAACUGAACGAAAUGGACGAGUCUGUAUCGUGUAUGAUGACAGCGGUGCUCCCAAACAGCCAAUCAGAGCCGUGUUCCAGUCUGAUGGCAGGGCGGCAUGUUAUCACAGCAAUGGAAACAUAUGGUUGGUCGUAAACAAAUCAGGUGGCCAGUGUUUAAAUGAUGCAGGUGCCAGGACUUGUGGAUGGAGCUGGGGCAGUCUGAGUGUGACUCCCACUCCCCUGCACCCCAUCUUCCUGUCCCUCAACAAAGCCAUCGGAGUCCGAGUGCUCGGGAACAAACAAGUGUUUGUCUCCUUCUUGGCGAGAGGCCAACAGGCCAAGCUCAGUGUGGGUGCCUGCUGUGCUCAGUGUGAAUAUAAAACACCUACUUCAAGAUCAUCAGCAUCGAAAGAGGAGCUGUUGGUGUCGGCAGCGAAGAUAAGGAUCAACCAGGCCGUCCAGCAUCUUCACCAGAACCUGAUGAAGACGUCUCACCACCAACCACCAACCACCACAGUCGCCCCUCGACUCCAAGCAGCUGCCCAAAGGAUUCUGGACAACAGUGCUGAUGUAGUGAUGAGUGAGAGUGAUAGAGCCUUCAUCCAUAGGUGCCUUAAGGACUGUUUAAUGUGCCUGCAAUAAAGAAUACUGACACAAAGGCAGAAUCAAACUCUACUUAUCUGAUUUUACCAAUUAAAAAUGCACUCAAAGCAGGAAUUUUAAAGACAGCGCUCCAAAACCACGCCCAAAUUUAACUGAGGCUUUCUGUGACCUUUAACCACCUGUUGACCCAGUCUGAUGGAAUUUCUGAAACCGUUUCCUCAAGUGUAGCUUAUCUUGGUGAAGAAUUAAACUAUCAAAUGUGGGUGUUACAUAAGAACUCCUAAUGAAAUGUGACCUUUGUCAUCAUGGAGUAUACAAAACUCAAACAUGUUGUUCAAGCUGUAUAUUUACACUGCACUGUACUCAAAUCUCAUCAAUUUAGCUUCAUCGGAUCAGUGUAGAGCCUGAAGACUUCCUAAUGACAUUAGGUUGAACAGAUGGCAAAAAGACCUGCACUCAUAACCUGACUGCUGUCCGUUUAGGUUUUCUUUACCUAAAGUGACUGCAACCUGGUUGACGACAGCUGAUAAUGGUUAUAAACUAUGGGCGGAAAUUUGCUCAACUUUAACAUUUGUAUUAAAACAUUUAAUCUUAUUUGAAUUUAUUAGAUUGAAACUGUAUUGCAUUUAACUUGAAAUUGAAUGUAUAUUUUCAAACUGAAUUCAGUUGCUUGAUUCUCACAGAAAUUCAACUCUCCACAUUUAGUUUACACAAUUCUAUUACUGAUAAGCUCACAAAACACAAACUUACCCAAAAAACUGCAAUGGUCCUUCAGUCUCAGCGAAGAACUCAGUACUACAGCUCAGUCAGCAGCAACUGGAUCCAGGAGAUUUCGGCUUCACUUCUGUGAAGGUGCUGGAUGAUCAAACAAAUCUUUUUCCGGGAUCUGCUACCGACUACUCUUCCUUAAUGACCUCCGAUGUUGUGCACGGUAACUGAAUCUGAAUUCUAACAACUGAAUUUGAAUUGUGAAAACUCAACACCAAGUGCUGACUUUUCUUAUGAGGAUCAAAUUUAAUUUCACAGCAACUGAAAUCAAUUUCAAAAUAUUACAUUCAGUUCCAACUUCACUGGAUUACAGUUUCGAUUAAAUAAAUUCCAAUUAUAAGUUUUAAAUUCAAGUUACAAUUAUUUAAAUUCAGCAAAUUCAGAUUCAGUUU
Molecule: messenger RNA, 2852 nt
Organism: Amphiprion ocellaris (clown anemonefish)
Lineage: Eukaryota; Metazoa; Chordata; Actinopteri; Pomacentridae
Product: glutamate-rich protein 6
Exons: 12
Coding region: 199-1731 (510 amino acids)
Source: RefSeq, a predicted model, not a curated record